Messenger RNA from Uloborus diversus, 3884 nucleotides. Its product is annotated as coiled-coil domain-containing protein 6-like. The record is from RefSeq and is a predicted model, not a curated record. Bases 210 to 1511 code for a protein of 433 amino acids. Lineage: Eukaryota; Metazoa; Arthropoda; Arachnida; Araneae; Uloboridae. The transcript has 8 exons.
GAAAGAUGGAAUCUUCCAUGUGUUGAUUGAACAUUGAAACAGUGAAAUUUUUCUUGAUUAAAUAGCUCCGUCUAUUAAAAGGCUUCUAUUUAAAUUUUACUAUAGUUAGUUUCGUUGCAGUUCAUAGUUUACUGCAAAUACGAAGAACCCGUGAAAAAUGUUUGACGGUGUUUUCUUGAUUCCAAAUCGCUGAAUUAACGUCAUUAAAAAUGGCGGAUAGCGCUAGUGAGAGUGAUAGUAGUUCCGUCGAUGGUGGAAUGCUUAUUCCAUCAUCCCCUGCCACGAGAGAACAAUUUCAAAAAAGAAUCGAAUCUUUGCAGCAGGAAAAUCGCGUUCUUAAAAUGGAGUUGGAAACUUUCAAACUGAGAGUAAAGAAUCUCCAGGAGGAGAACAGAGCUUUGAGACAAGCAAGUGUUAAUAUUCAAGCAAAAGCUGAACAAGAAGAAGAAUUUAUUAGUAAUACAUUAUUGAAACAAAUCAAAACUUUGAAAAAGGAGAAAGAAACUCUUGCUCUAAAUUAUGAACAAGAAGAAGAAUGCCUUACGAAUGAUUUAUCCAGGAAAUUGAAUCAGUUGAGGCAAGAAAAAGUGCAGUUAGAACAGACUCUUGAACAAGAACAAGAAGCUCUUGUUAAUAAACUAAUGCGUAAAAUUGAAAAGCUUGAGGCUGAAACAUUGGGCAAGCAAAGUAACUUAGAACAGUUACGUCGUGAGAAAGUGGAACUGGAGAAUACUUUAGAACAGGAACAAGAAGCAUUAGUGAAUAGGUUAUGGAAAAGAAUGGAUAAGUUAGAAGCUGAAAAAAGGAUGUUACAGGAGAAGCUAGAUCAACCUGUAUCUGCGCCUCCAUCUCCAAGAGAUAUUAAUAAUGGAGAUCUUGCUGCUAAUUUAACAAUGCAUGUUCAACAUCUACGCAACGAAGUUGCAAAACUAAAAACACAGUUGUUAAAUGCUCAGCAAGAGCAUUCUGAGAAGAUGGCUCAGUUUGCAAUGGAAGAAAGAUGUGGUAGAGAAGAAAAUGUGAGACUUCAAAAAAAAUUGCAAAUGGAAGUUGAGCGGAGAGAGGCUUUAUGUCGCCAUUUAUCCGAGAGUGAGUCUAGUCUUGAAAUGGAUGAAGAAAGGUGUUUAAGUGAAAUGACGUGUGCACUGCAUACCAGGCCUAGAGCAGCAUCCAGUCCAGUUCCUCACAAUCCUUCUCCAAGUUCUUCACGGCCUUUAAGUCCUGGUAUGAGAGAUGCUUUUAGUCCUCCUAAUCCUAUUGCAUCACGUUGCCCUCAUUGUAGCCAGCCUCUCUUAUCUCAUGCAUCACAGUCUGGAAACCAAUACCAUGUAAAUCCCUGUGUAGGUUCUGGUAUCAUGACCCACACCUCCGGUGCUAUUCCCAUUCCAAUGAAGAAUGUGUCCCUAAGCUCAUACGAGAAAUUUGUGAAACCAAGUGCCCCUCCACCAACACAUCCAAGCACCAACUUAGCCCACAGUCCUCUGACGUAUACGGAGGGAGACAAGAGUUAAAGAAGAUUAAACUUGCCUCAGAAGAGGUAGCUUAAAAAUUGACAAAUGACAACUAAUUAAUGCAUGUCAUAGAAAGGUGAAGAAAAUGCAUUAUUUCAGUUACUGGUCAGAACUCUGAGGAAAGUAAUAAAAUCUCGUGCUUUCAAUUUGCCAUAUUUGAAGAGAGACAUUUUCAGCAGGGUUGUGCCUUUUUUCUCAUUGAAUGUUUCGGAGACUGAAUUUGAAAGAUAGUUUUUUUCUAUUCAUUGCUCUUUUUUUUUUUACUGUACCUGUGAGCUUAGUUAAAAAAUAUUAAUGUUGAGUAUCAUUUUUAGUGUGCAGAGUUUUUAUGUUUGUACAUAUAUUUGUGCUAAAUAUCUGCGGUGUUUGCCAGUUGUACUUGAUGAGAAACUAUUUUUGCUGUAUAAUAUGUAAAGACAUAUGACUUGAAAUCAAAAAAGAAUUAUUUAUAUAUCUUUAAACAAUUUAGUAUUUUGUUAAAUUUUUUUCUGAAAAAAAAUUUUAAAAAAAGUUUGUUUGGUUUUGCAGCUUUUAAAACAAAACUUUAUUGGCAUCCAAAAAAUUACUGUGUAAAUAAAAUGUAUUUUCAGUGAUGAUAAAUUUCAAAAUAUUACUGAAAAACAAACAAUGUGAUUAUAAAAAAAAAAAAAAAAUCCUUAAAAUGUACAUGUAAUAAUAAUUGAAAGCUUCUUGUCAGGAUAUUUUGAUAAUUAAAAUCAGAACUCUUUUAUAUGUUGGAUCUUGAAUUGAAAAUCAAGGCAAAAGAAAAAAAAAAAAAAACUAGUGUUGAGAGAAAAAAGUUAAUAGCAUUACUGUUUUCUUUCCCACUAAAGAAAUUUUGUAACUGUUGUUAAUUUUAAUCAUAAGUAAAAGCCAUAUGGGGACUAGACCUAAGUAAAAGAUAUAUCCUUCUGAAUUUCUGCUGUUCUUUAUCUUAACUAAUAUUAACAUUCUGGCAGUUUGUAACGAGUAAUAAAAGCUGAAGAUUUAAACCAAGAAAUUGGUAAAACAUUAAUAAUUUGGCUUUAAUAUUUUUGCUAAUGUAGGUUAUUUACAACCUAUAACUUAUAGGGUGGCCAUCCUACUUGAAAUAGUUCGAUAAUUUGGAAGAAAACUAAAACAUUACUCUUCUACCUUUAUCCCUAAACUUUAGAAUUAUGUUGUCAAUAGUCAUUAGGAUUUUUUUUUUUUUUUUUUUUUAACCUGUGCUACUUAGUUUCAAAGUUUUUUUUUUGCUGACCAAGAGAAGGUUUGGAAAAUCAUCCUGUUUAACAGAGAUAUGCUGCUAUGUUUUAUUUUGAAAUUAAAAAAAUUGCUACAUAAUUACUGCUGACUCGUUUGUUAUUCAAUUUAAAUGAUAGUUUCAUUGUUGCUGCCCGUGAACUUGUUUUAUGUUAAGUGAAGAUUCAGUUUUCUCCAUGCUAUCCACAAACAUAUUACUAUUUCUUUAAAGCUUUUAUUUCCCAAAUAUCAUUGUAAAAUUUCUUAUGUUUCUUCUUUAUGUGUUCUAAAUGGUAUGUAAAAAAAAAAACCAUUCCCUCCUGAUAAAUUUUCGGUUUAAACACUGACUGACUUUGGACCGCAACAGCAAAUUUUUAAUGUCAGACUAAGUCCAACCUAGGACUGCAAAGAGUUAACUCAUAAUCUUAAGUGUAGCAUAGUUUUUCUCCCCUUCAGAACAACAAGUUGUUGGCUUUUUUUUUUUUGAGCUGUUGCCUAGAAAGUCAUUUUGAGUAUUCGAAAUCUGUGAUAAUUAAAAAAAUCUUCAACAUACAAUGGGAGGCAUCAGAGUUGUGAUGAUCAAACUCAUUUUAAAUAUCAAAUCAAAAAUUACUUACUAUUAUGCUUAAAUUUUUAUUUUGAGUCAAAUAUAAUACACAUGAGAACUUCUUAAAAUGUCUUUAAUAUUUUAAUGCUUUAUUUUUUAAUAUUGCUUUGUGUUUUAAUGCAUCUAACUCAUUUUUAAAAAGUAUGAAAUGCUUUUUAUUUUCCUUGUAUGCUGUAUCAAACAUAUUGAAAAAAAAAAAAAAUAAUGCCUUGAAGGACUUUGGAAAGUUGAUUUUCUUAAUCAGAAGCCACCCUAAAUUCUUCAAUGAUGAAUGUUUUUAAUAAAACUUAUGAAAUAACCAUUACUAUUUCAGAAUUCUGAACUUUUAAUAGAUCUACAAUCCACACUUGCAAGCCUGGAUUUUUAUUUUGUUAUUGUUUUAAAAUCACUUAUAUUUUCUGUUCUUUAAUUGUUUGUAUGAAUAUCUAAAUUUAUUUUAAAGAGUCAAAAAAUAUUAUGUACAUAUGAAACUAUAUUGUUUGUUAUUGAUUCAUUAGUGCUUUUAUUGUGAUUAUAUUGGUUAUUAAAGAGAUUCAUUUACUUGA